Messenger RNA from Kluyveromyces lactis, 3087 nucleotides. RefSeq names its product glycine decarboxylase subunit P (gene GCV2). The record is from RefSeq and is a predicted model, not a curated record. Gene Ontology annotation, biological process: glycine decarboxylation via glycine cleavage system. Gene Ontology annotation, molecular function: glycine dehydrogenase (decarboxylating) activity; pyridoxal phosphate binding; glycine binding. Bases 1 to 3087 code for a protein of 1028 amino acids. Gene Ontology annotation, cellular component: mitochondrion; glycine cleavage complex. The transcript has a single exon. Lineage: Eukaryota; Fungi; Ascomycota; Saccharomycetes; Saccharomycetales; Saccharomycetaceae.
AUGUUAAAGUAUAGAUCUUCGGUUACCGUUGUAAGACAGUUUGCCAGAACUAGAGUUCCAUUGGGGCUAACUCCAGCUUUAGGAUACCGUUUUGUUUCAACGAAAUGCAAUGUGUCAUCGAAUCAGUACGGUAAGAUUUACGAGGCUAAGAAAAAUGGACCAGACGCUUAUGAGCCAUUGGAUACGUUCCAGAGACGCCAUUUGGGACCAUCUCCUUCCAAUGUGGAUCAAAUGUUGAAACAGUUGGGUUACACUGAUUUAGAUCAGUUUAUCAACGGUGUUGUGCCUGAAAACAUUCUUGUGAAACGUCCGUUGGAACUUAAUUCGCCAGAGAAUGGGUUUACAGAACAACAGAUGUUGAAACAUUUGGAAGAACUUGCCAAUAAGAAUAACCACAAGGUCAGGAAUUUCAUUGGGAAAGGGUAUUACGGUACAGUGUUACCACCAGUGAUUCAGAGGAAUCUAUUGGAAUGUCCGGAAUGGUACACUUCUUAUACUCCGUACCAGCCUGAGAUCUCACAGGGCAGAUUGGAAUCGCUUUUGAAUUACCAGACUGUGGUGUCAGAUUUGACUGGGUUACCGGUGGCCAAUGCGUCGUUGUUGGAUGAGGGUACAGCUGCUGGUGAAGCGAUGCUGUUAUCUUUCAACGUUGCCAAGAAGAAGAAACUCACUUACGUUAUAGAUAAGAGAUUGCAUAAACAGACGAAGUCUGUGCUUAAGACAAGAACCGAACCUUUCGGGAUCAAGUUGGUUGAAGUUGAUCCAUUGGAUGAAUCGACUUGGUCCGUUCUAUCAUCUGAUAAAGAUGUCUCCGGUUGUUUGGUUCAAUAUCCAGAUACAGAGGGUAAUAUCAUCCCUGGUGAGACACUAGCCAAGUUGGCAGAUAUAGUACACCAAUCUAAGGGUUUGUUUGCCGUGGCAUCCGAUCUUUUGGCUUUGACUCUUUUGAAACCCCCUGCUCAAUUUGGUGCUGAUAUUGUUCUUGGAUCAUCGCAAAGAUUCGGGGUACCAUUCGGUUAUGGUGGCCCACACGCUGCAUUCUUCUCUGUUAUUGAGAAGUUGAACAGAAAGAUCCCAGGGAGAAUCGUUGGUGUUUCCAAGGAUCGUUUGGGUAAACCUGCUUUACGUCUCGCAUUACAAACCAGAGAGCAACACAUCAAGCGUGAUAAGGCUACUUCAAAUAUUUGUACUGCACAAGCGCUCUUGGCUAAUAUUGCUGCAAACUACUGUGUUUACCAUGGCCCACAAGGUCUAAAAGAAAUUGCUGGCAGAGUUUACGGAUUCACAACCGUAUUGGCCAAUGGGUUAUCAUCUUCAAACCAUACUUUGUUGAACAAAUCGUGGUUUGAUACUUUGACUGUUGAGUUAAACGGAAUCUCCGCACAAGAUUUCAUAAAGACUGCGGUCGACAAAUAUCAAAUCAAUUUAUACCAAGUCAAUAAUGAAACCGUUUCAUUAUCUCUUGACGAAACUGUCACCAAAGAUGAUUUGAUCGCCCUACUCGAAUUAUUCGGAUGCAACGCCAAUGAAUUGCCAGUAGCACUUCCAGAGUUCCCGCAAGAAUUGACCCGUCAAGAUGAAAUCUUGUCCAAUGAGGUGUUCAACACUCAUCAUUCUGAGACAGCAAUGCUAAGAUACUUACACCGUCUACAAUCCCGUGAUUUAUCUUUGGCAAACUCAAUGAUCCCACUUGGAUCAUGUACCAUGAAGUUGAAUGCAACUGUCGAGAUGAUUCCAAUCACCUGGCCACAGUUUGCCAAUAUCCAUCCAUUCCAACCAAGGGAUCAAGUGGAAGGAUACGAGGUUUUGAUCAAAAACUUGGAAAAAGAUCUUGCAUCUAUUACCGGAUUCGAUGAAGUUUCAUUACAACCAAACUCUGGAGCUCAAGGUGAAUACGCUGGUCUUAGAGUCAUCAGAAGAUACUUCGAAGACCGCGGAGAAACCCACCGUAACAUAUGUUUGAUCCCUGUCUCUGCACAUGGUACAAACCCCGCCUCUGCUGCUAUGUGUGGUUUGAAGGUGAUCCCAGUUAACUGUCUGAAGAACGGAUCUCUGGACCUCGUUGAUUUGAAGGCUAAAGCCGAAAAACACAAAGACAAUUUAGCCGCCAUUAUGAUUACAUAUCCAUCAACUUACGGGUUAUUCGAGCCUGGUGUCAGAACCGCCAUCGACUUGGUUCAUGAAAAUGGUGGACAAGUGUAUUUGGAUGGUGCCAACAUGAAUGCUCAGGUGGGAUUAACCUCUCCUGGUGACUUGAACGCUGACGUGUGCCAUUUGAACUUACAUAAGACAUUCUCUAUCCCACACGGUGGUGGUGGUCCUGGUAUGGGCCCAAUUUGUGUACAAUCACACUUGGCUCCAUACUUGCCUGCUCACGACGUGGUACCCAUGAUAACCGGUGUCGGUUCUGAUAAAUCUAUCGCCUCCGUCUCUUCGGCACCAUACGGAAGUGCAUCAAUUCUUCCAAUUUCAUAUGCCUACAUCAAGAUGAUGGGCUCCAAGGGACUACCAUUUUCCUCAGUGAUUGCGAUGUUGAACGCUAACUACAUGAUGUCCCGUUUGAGACCACACUACAAUAUUCUAUUCGUUGGAGAAAAGGGUUCUACAACUGAAACUGAGGAUCUCACACACUGCGGUCACGAGUUUAUCAUCGACCUAAGAGCUUACAAGGAUCAAGGCGUCGAAGCUAUCGAUGUGGCCAAGAGACUACAGGACUACGGGUUCCACGCCCCAACACUAGCGUUCCCAGUUCCUGGAACACUAAUGGUAGAACCAACAGAAUCAGAAAACUUAGAAGAACUGGAAAGGUUCAUCGACGCGAUGAUCUCAAUCAAGAAAGAGAUAGAUCUAUUCAUCAAGGGCGAUCCACAAGGUCAAGUAUUAAAGAAUUCCCCACAUUCUUUAGAAGAUGUGGUUUCAAGUGAUGAUUGGAGCUCCAGAGGCUACACAAGAGAACAGGCAGUCUAUCCGUUACCAUACUUGAAAUACAACAAAUUCUGGCCACCAGUGGCUCGUCUAGACGACACUUACGGUGACACACACUUGAUGUGCACAUGUCCAUCCGUAGAAGAAGUAGCCAGCGAGUGA